Danio aesculapii is the source of this 5944-nucleotide messenger RNA. It is a transcript of the gene ripor2, whose product is annotated as RHO family interacting cell polarization regulator 2. The transcript has 22 exons. Bases 223 to 3222 code for a protein of 999 amino acids. NCBI's taxonomy places the organism in Eukaryota, Metazoa, Chordata, Actinopteri, Cypriniformes, Danionidae. The record is from RefSeq and is a predicted model, not a curated record.
AUCCGUUGCUGUCGUGCCGGAUGGUAUCACUCGGUGAGUGAAAGUCUGUGGUGUUGCCAUCCAGUUUGUUUUGUGGUCGUUUUUGCUGUAAAGCACACUGGCUUCACAAAGGAGAAGUGAUAUUUCGCUCGCACGGAUGGAAGUGCUCAACUCGACUAAAUAACAUUGACUGGGAAUAAGUUUUCUCUCUCGAGCGGAGUGUCAUCACGCUUCCCAGACAUCAUGGCUGCUGGCACUCACUCUCCUGGAGGACCCAAUGGCAUCAUCAGGAGCCAGUCGUUCGCCGGCUUCAGCACCCUGCAGGAGAGACGCUCACGGUGCAACUCCUUUAUGGGGAACUCGGCAGUGCAGAAGAAGCCCAUGUCCAAGCCCAGGAAGCCCCAUCUGUCUGGGCAUAAAUCUAGCGGCAGCAGCAGCAGCUCACGAGAGCCACAGCCCAAACGUGUGGAGGAGGUUUACAGCGCACUCAAACAAGGCCUAGAUGAAUAUCUGGAGGUGCACCAAACUGAGCUGGAUAAACUCACUUCCCUCAUGAAGGACAUGAAGAGGAACUCCAGACUGGGUGUGCUGUAUGAUCUUGACAAGCAAAUCAAGACCAUAGAGCGAUACAUGCGACGACUGGAGUUCCACAUUAGUAAGAUCGAUGAGCUGUACGAGGGCUUUUGCAUUCAGAGGAGGUUGCGUGAUGGCGCCAGUAAGAUGAAACAGGCCUUCACUGCAUCGCCCUCCACUAAAGGCACACGUGAGAGCCUGGCGGAGGUCAACCGCAGAUACAAAGAAUACACAGAGAACAUGAGCACUUUUGAGGGCGAGCUGGAGAACCUGUUGGGGGAGUUUCAUAUCAAAAUGAAAGGAUUGGCUGGUUUUGCCAGACUUUGUCCUGGUGAUCAGUAUGAGAUUUUUAUGAGAUACGGCAGACAGCGAUGGAAACUGAAGGGGAAGAUCGAAGGAAACUCCAAGCAGAGUUGGGAUGGAGAGGAGAUGAUCUUCAUGCCCCUUAUUUCAGACCUUAUAAACAUCAAGGUGACUGAGUUAAAAGGUUUGGCCACUCAUGUUUUGGUGGGCAGUGUGAUCUGUGAAACCAAGGAUCUGUUCACCGCUAUGCCUCAGGUGGUUGCUGUAGAUGUCAACGACCUGGGAACCAUUAAACUGAACCUGGAGGUCGCCUGGUUUCCAUUUGACGUGGAGGAUCUGACUCUGUCCACUGGGAAUGUGAGUAAAGCCACUGCCCUUCAGAGACGGGUUUCAGUCUAUAGCCAAGGCACUCCCGAGACGCCCACUUUCCAGGACACAUCUUUCUUUUCCACUUUACCAGAUGACGUCUUUGAAAAUGGAGGCUGCGGUGUGGCUGAAUGCAAGCGUCUGUCCUUUACCUUCUCAGACACAUCCACCUCAAGCCCCGUCCCUGUCCAGUCAAACCCUGAGAUUACAGUUACCCCUCCCGAGACGGACCUGUCAUCCGAACCACCUCCAGCCUCUGAGGAGCAGCUGGUUGAGGAGGAGUGUGUAGAAGAAGACUGCGGCAGCAUCAGCGUCAGUGUCAGCGUCAGUGAUCCAGACCUUGAGUGGGACCAGGUUGAUACCCAGGGGCCUGAAACAGGCUCUGUGGCCCUCUCGUUGUGCUCUGAGAGUCAGCUUUCUGCGGUGGGACCAGAGGAUGUGGUGUUCCUGGAGCCCAAUGUGUCUGAUGAAGCACUGGAGCUGAAGCCGGUGGAGCUGGAUGGGGAGGAAGGCAGUCUGACCAGGCAGCUGGUGAGGAGGCUGACGUCGUCUGAUAUGCUGCCUGAGACAAGUGCUCUGAGCUGGGCUGGAGAGAACAGCAGGACUUUCAUGGAGAGCAGUCUGGAGGAGGUCAUUCAGUCGCUGCUCCUGCGGCUGGAGAGUUUAGGGCAGCGCUGCGGGGAACUGCAGGACCUGGAGCAGGAAGUCAUGAGACUUGAAGACCUGCUCAAGUGUCGAGUGCAUGCCCAUAGGAGCCGGUCAUCAAGCCUCAGUUUGACGGUAGAAAGCGCUCUGGAAAGUUUUGACUUCCUCAACACCUCUGACUUCGAUGACGAUGACACAGGAGAUGAUGCUGGCGCUCUCUCACGCGCUGUCUUCUUUGACAUGGAGUCAGAGAGAAUGGGGUCAAGUCAGCAUCCAGAAGCGCGAGGCCACCUGAGUGAAGCCCUCACAGAGGACACUGGCGUGGGGAACAGUGUGGCCGGCAGCCCUUUGCCUCUCACUACAGGAAACGAGAACCUAGACGUGGCUGUCGUCAUUCAUCUACAAUACUGCAAUCAUCUCAUUCAGUUGUUGACUUCAGGAGUAAGCCAGUCACAGCAUAAGACGUACCUGCACAAACUAGCAACUCAAACUUUGCUGUUGGAGGAGCUCAGUGAGAGGAACUUUGACAGACCGAGCAGCUGCACUUCAGUGCCUGAUGUGCUGCCCGGGCUGGUGGAGCGGCCGGCACUGAUGUCUUUAUGGUCCGACUGCAGCGGUGGGCUUUUCCACACCACACUGGACAGAGUGUUGAAGCACAUGCAUCUCAGCUUUGCCUUAGGACUGCAACAGGUUCUGCCUCACUCUCCUGACUCAGUGAUCAGGGUGGUGGUGAAUGAGAUGAUGGACAGGAGUGAACUGCCCUCCUCCUCAUCUUCUUCAGCACAGGACGUCAUCACUGUGUUUCAGUAUCACCGCUACAUUGUUGAACACAGUGUCACAGACAUGGAGCAACACCUGCUGGAUUUAGCCAAAGAGGUCAUGCUCGAAGAAGCCCUGAGCUGUGGAGAUGCAGAACGCUCUCUGAAGGAACUACAGGAAGUGUCCGUCACGUGUCUUCAGCCCCGCUCUCAAACCCUAUUGGCUGUGGCUGGUCUGCUGACCACUGAUGACCCUGAAGUGAUAAAGGUCACCUCAGACUUCCUCUCCUCUGCUGCCUCACAUCAGCCCUUCAGGUCAAAGGCUGUUGAUUGUUACACACAAGCCUUAUCAGAAAGUGAGUUACACACACAGAGAGCUGCAUGUGCUGCUCUGAGCUGCCUUCAGGCUGUGGAGAGCAUUGAUGCUGUGAUUUUACUGUGUGACUCAGUGGAUGAAGAGCUCCGGCAGAUUGCCAUCGAAACCCUCCUCACAUUCGGUGAGGAUGGGCGGCUGGCAUAUGAGCAACUGGACACCGUCCCGAGGGAGAUGGUGCGGCUGGGCACUCGGCGUGGAAAUGCGGUUACCACUUCAUUUUAGAUGGGAAAUAAAACAGCAGGAGAUGGGAAAUACAUACAACCUCCUCUCAAGGAGAAAAGUGAGGCCUCGACUUAUCAAUAUCAUGAUAAUUUCUUCACAAGGCCUGUUUUUUUGCAGGAAGUAAUUGUCGCUGGUUAAACAGAAAGAGUGUUUAUUAUUGGCAGUGAUUUGCAGAUUGCAGUCGCACUGUCAGAAGCGUGUAAAUAGCACAGUAUAUUACAUUUCAAUUUUUUUUCCUUGGGAUUCUUGUUGCUCUUUAUGUGCCGUUCUGUUUCAGGGAUUAUAAGGGACUGUUUUAACGAGGAACCAAGAGAGAGACUUUUAGAUUUCAGGUGUUGUUCAAACCCAGCCGGUCAUGCUGACUACUGAAAACGUGAUGUGGACUGGUUUAUAAAUCGCUCGCUUGCCUUCACUGGUCUGGAGGAAGUAUUUCUGUGGACGGAGACUUUAGUGAACAAACGCAUUAACAUGGUACUAAUGCCUGGGCACAUGGGACGGUUCAACAAGGGCUGGUUGGAGCCCGUCGGAGUAUCUGAAAAUGCACUUUUACAUUCAGUCAGAGAAGCGUGAUGCAUUACUGUGAAUUCUGGUUUGUGCGUAAAUGAAGACUGGAAGUAUAUUUGCUCUGUGAUCUGCGAACUCGCUUCUGUGCCUGUUGUUACUGUACUACUGAGUCACGUGACUGUAAUAUCAUUUAUUUAUUUUUCAUAUUUUCCUCAGUAUAUAUGCUAAAGAUGCUGAUUUCACCUUCAAUUUGUUUUGUUUUUUGCUAUAUUUUUUGUUUUUUGUUAUAAGAACAGAUUGUAUUAAUGGCCUACUAAAAACAUUCACUAUAUGAUUCGUCACAGAUUUGGUACUGAGGGGCUAUUUAAUAUUCAAUAAUUUUUUUACAUACAGUAUAUAGUUCGAAUUUUACGUGUAGAAAGAAGUUUUAUUAAUCAUUAUCAUCUUUUAACGGUGUAUUAGCUUGGUUAUACAGUGUUUGUGCUCAAGGAAACCUUUCCUGAACGUCUUUUCAGUAUGAUUAUACGAAACGCUCUUUGCUAAGCUGAUGCUUGCCUCGCUUCGUGAUGUUUACACUUCCUGUGUUGAUCUCGAAAGCUAUGGAGGCAGAUCAGUCUCAAAAAUAAGACAUUUACAAAAUAAAAUUCAUCCAUCCACAACACAAUUCCCAUUUACAAAAUCCAGUUUGUAAGUUCAAAACAAAAUCAAAAAUAUGCAAAUCCAGUUCGUAAAUAAAUUUUUUUUCAAAAAUACGCAAAUCUAAUUCGUAAAUUUAAAAAUAAAUUAAAUCCAAUUAUUAAAUUCAAAAAUAUGCCAAUAUAAAAAAAAAAUUAUAUUCAAAAACACGCAAAUCUAAUUAGUAAGUUAAAAAAACUAUAUAAAAUAUGCAAAUCCAAUUCAUAAAUUUAAAAUUCAAAAAUAUGCAAAACCAAUUUGUAGAUUCAAAAUAUGAUUCAAAAACAUGCAAAUCCAAUUUGUAAACUAAAAAAACUGUUAAAAAAUAUGCAAAUCAAAUUCGUAAAUUAAAAGAUUCAAAAAUACACAAAUCCAAUUCAGAAGUUCAAAAAACGAUUCCAAAAUAAAAAGUUCCAAUUCGUAAAUUAAAAAAUAUAUUUAAAAAAAUAUGCAAAUCUAAUUUGUAAACUAAAAAAAUAUUUAAAAAUACGCAAAUCCAAUUCGUAAAUUCCAAAAAUGAUUAAACUAUAUGCAUAUCCAAAUCUUAAUUCAAAAAAACUAUAUUUUUAUAUAAAAAUAUAUGUAAAUCCAAUUUGCAAAUUCAAAACACGAUUCACAAAUACACAAGUCCAAUCCAUUUGGUGAAAAUAUUCAUAAUUUUCACUUGUGAAUUCAGGAAUUGUGUUUACAGAUGUACAAAUUGGAUUUUGUACAUGUGAAUUGAUCUGUUAAUGUAUGAAUUGAAUUUUUUUUAUGUAUUAUUUUUGAGACUGAUCUGGCUCCAUAAAAGCUCUCAAAUGUGAACAUACGCGCCUAUUUUUACUAGAUUUUCUAUGAUGUGAAAAAUUGUAUGAUGGCAGGAGCUUAAAUCCAUCAAGAAAAGCACAUUGAGGAAUGUACUGAAUGAGUACAGAAAGGUUACUGUAGGCUAUUUGCCUCACAAGCACAACCGAAUUUCAGGAUGACCGUUUUCUGUUGCACAAAGUCCUAAAGCCAUACAGAAUAAUACACAUAUUUAAGGCCCUUUUGUGGUUUCUAUUUAUCAGAAUUAUCUAGAACGGAUAUUCAAAAUUGACACUUUUUUUUUGGUCUUUUCAGCAAUGAGUCGUGUUUUCCUCUUGCUUUUCAAGUUUGUCUGUUGAGCACCGUUACAGUAUUUUGACCCUGGGCAUUGAUGAUCACUCCUUGAAUUCCUUCUUUGCACAGAGAUAAAGGAAAAAGGUUGAACUAAUGUUUAAUUGCCUUGUUUUCAUCUCAGACGGAAGCUCAGUGAGCUGCUUUGUUGUUCAAACCUCAUGGAAAAAAAAAAAAAAAAAAAAAAAAAAUGUUGUAAGAAAGCUGUCGUUCUUAUGGUUUGAGCGUGUGUAUGUGUCGAGGGCUUGAGCGACAGCUUGCCAUUGCAAUAGCUAAUACUGUCUGAAUGAACGCAGAUUUCACUCAACAUCACAAUGCUAACAUUCCCUCGCUGUUUGCUUUUUUCAUUUUUCUUGGGUUUACCGUUUUUCUGCUGAAAGUGGCAAUAAAAUUUAUUUUUGCAUAAUUA